Molecule: messenger RNA, 1699 nt
Organism: Vidua chalybeata
Lineage: Eukaryota; Metazoa; Chordata; Aves; Passeriformes; Viduidae
Gene: MYCT1
Product: MYC target 1
Cellular component (GO): nucleoplasm
Source: RefSeq, a predicted model, not a curated record
AUGUGGUGUUCCAAGAUAAGGCAAGCACUUACUAAUUCGAGUCCAGAAGCAGGAAAUGUGAUACAUCCAUUUCCUUUCAGGCAAACAACACAGUUCCGUGGCAGCACAAAAGCUGUGCUUCUAGUGCAAAAAAUCCAAAAUUCAGAAAACUAUUGCUCCUCUGUGGACGUGCCAUUCUGUGCUUGCAAUUUGGAUGUUAUGGAUAGGAACAAUACUUUUACUCCAAUCACAUGGCCACCAAAGUUUUGGGAGCAGAUAACAAUAGCCUUCACAGUGUCCAUGGUGAUUGGACUGGUGAUUGGAGGGAUCAUCUGGGCAUUUUUCACCUGCUUGUCCCGUCGCAGAGCUAGUGCCCACAUUUCCCAGGGGAGCCCUUCAUCCUUCAGCCGUCGGUCCAGACCUCCCUCCCAUGGCCACACUGCCAGCAGGACUGGAUUUUACCGCAACAGCAGCUGUGAACGUCGGAGCAACCUCAGCCUGGCCAGCCUCACAUUCCAGCGGCAAGCCUCCUUGGAGCAGGCCAACUCUUUCCCCAGGAAGUCAAGCUUCCGUGCAUCCACCUUCCACCCUUUUCUGCAGUGUCCUCCCCUGCCCGUGGAGAUGAACAGUCAGCUGAUCACCCUCACUCCCACAAAUACCACCACAACCCUUGUGGGAAGCACCACCAACAGCUUGAGUCAACCUGAAUUCCACUGGUCCAACAACAACCUCCGCAUCUGCCACUCCACACAAACCCCACCUCCCGCCUAUGAAACCAUCAUAAAAGCUUUCCCAGAAUCCUGAGCUUCGUCCUCGCUGCAAACACACAUGGGCAUCUUAGAAGGAACCUCAAUUAUCUCAACAAUUUUCUGUGCAUGAUGAAGAUCUCUGAGAAGUCGCCAGCUGCAGUUGCAGUUGCUUACUUUGCCAAGAGGCAUAUAGAAGUGAUUUCAUGGAGCCCAACAUCCCACUAUCUGAGAGAUCACUUGUCUUUGCACUGCUAGCUUUUAUUUACUGCUCUGCUGUAUGCUUGCAUAUUUAUAGUGUUGUAUCUUUAAUUGCAGCCGUUGUCUCUUUAUUUUAGAGGGAAAAAUGCUGCCACAUAAAAACUACAUAAUUUCUUGAAGAAACAGAUAAUACUAGAAAUUACUGAUAUACACAGCACAUCAAUGCAAAUUUCACUUUUCUUUUUUUUUUUUUUAAGAAGUUUUGAUUUUACAUGUUUUUGUUACAUUUUCAGAGAGCACCUCCUGUUACCCACCUUCUUGCUAUAACACCAGAAGAGCUUCAGUCUGAGGAACUUUAGAUGCAGACCUUUUAGAGGAUGCAGUCCUGGCUGCUGUAGACCUCCUGUUCUGUUGAUUGCAAAGAUCUGAUCAGAAGAGACUCCAUAUUAAGGAUGCUUGUUUAAAAUUCCCCACAGUGUGAGGAAGAAAAAAAUGUGAAGUAUAUAUCGCUUCAUGCACAAAGAAGUUUUGAACAACAUACUAAAUGCAUGAUAACAAUUAUAAAGAAUUUUCUGCCUGCAACCAGCAGAACAGUGUGCAGCACAUCUGGAGAGAUGUAUGUCAGUGAUAGAAGAACAACGAUUUACAGAGUUUACAGAGCAUUUCACUGCAGACACUAUGGGUUCUAGCACACCCAGAACUUGCUAACAAGAUUAUAACACUGCAUUUGGCUGAUUGUAGGCUACAGACUUAAAAUAGCAGAAGAAAGAAAG